Petromyzon marinus (sea lamprey) is the source of this 6961-nucleotide messenger RNA. Lineage: Eukaryota; Metazoa; Chordata; Hyperoartia; Petromyzontiformes; Petromyzontidae. The record is from RefSeq and is a predicted model, not a curated record.
GCAAAGCGUCCAUUAAGUGAAGAAACAAAGGAUGCACAAGGUGACAAAGCUGAGACAAUUAAGAUCGUUGCAGCAAGUGCUCAAGACAUGCAACGAGUGGAGGAGAUCGGAGAAAGCAAGGAAACAAUUAAAGAACCAAGAUGAAGCUGGAUUAACAGUAACGAAAGACACAGCUGAAGAGCUAGAAAUCUCAACAUACAUCCAACCUUCAACUACUCCAGAAGUCAUAACCGUACAAACUGAAGCUCAUGCACAACAGGCGAUCGAUAAUGAACUUGAUUCUGAAGCAAAGCAACCAGAUAGGAUCAUCCCAAAAGGAGAAACUGGUCGUGUAGGGUUAGAGAAUGAAAAGUACCCAAGCAUUCUAUCAGAUUCUGUGACCACAACUUCACAAGACAAAACUGCUAUUGUAAUAGAACCUACUGCUGAAAUCCCUGAAGAAACUCUUGAUGAUGAAACCGCCACUGGGAAAGAAAGUGCACCUCUACCAACACUAUGUACAGAGGAAUUCCAGAAUAAAGAAACUACACAAGAAGUACCGCCUGACCAAUCCACACUAGAAAUGAAUGUGACUGAAGUGGUGGCCUCGAUUUCUCCACCUGUCCCUGUGGAUCUUCAGUCUGGUCAUGAUGAAUUAUGCACAGAUGUUCCAAUUAAAAUUGACCAACCAACAGAUUUAAAUGGACACACGCAAGACAAACCGAAGCGUGCACCACCAGGUGAUACAUUUGAUGAAGCAACCAGUCAAGAUGUGGGAAAACCACUCUUUCAGAGAUUAAAAGAGAAGACGAAAGAAUUUUUCAGCUCAAAGUCUGAAAAUGUAGAGACUGACAGAUCAAUCCCAGCAGAUACUGAUUCUCAAUCCAAUGAGGUCGACUCAAUCAAAGCCACUAAAGAAGGUGAUAAGGAAACUACAGCACCUGUAAAAGAUAUAGAAAGCGCAGUAGAAAAACAUGUCACAGAUGCACUUGUUACAAUCGAGACAAUUAUUGGCACUGAAUCUGAAAUGUCAGCAAGUGUCCAAACUGCUCAAAAACAAGAAAACAUUUGUGAACCAACAGAGACUCCAGAAUGUUUGAAAACUAGUUCCAAAGAAGCCUUGCUGAUCACAAGCAUUCCUGAAGUCAGUCAUGAUGUAGAAAUCAGCAUCAAGUUUUCGAAUACGGACAUGUUAGCAACAGAUGCGUCAGACACAUCACAUUCUGAAGAAAAUAAAUUGGGUGCAGAUUCAUCAAAGGAUAUUGAUGAUUUGAAAAAAGAAUUCGAUGUUCAAACUCAAUCAUCUGGAGACAAACAAGACAUAUUGACGACGAUUAACGACCUUACAGUGGUAUCAGAAGAAGAGAUCAAAGAAGCAAAAUUGAGCACUAGUUUAGAAGGUGAAGCGGUUUUAAAAAGUCUGGAAGAAACUGGUGACAAAACGGUAAAAAUCAAAGGCAAAGCUGUUACCAAAUCGACUGAUGUCAUCACACUAUCCGGUGACAUUGAGACGAUAGAAGCAAUAACUGAAAAAGAUCAACAAAAGGAAAGUGACGUUGUAAUUGCACCAUCCGACACUGCGAGAGCAAAGCGUCCAUUAAGUGAAGAAACAAAGGAUGCACAAGGUGACAAAGCUGAGACAAUUAAGAUCGUUGCAGCAAGUGCUCAAGACAUGCAACGAGUGGAGGAGAUCGGAGAAAGCAAGGAAACAAUUAAAGAACCAGAUGAAGCUGGAUUAACAGUAACGAAAGACACAGCUGAAGAGCUAGAAAUCUCAACAUACAUCCAACCUUCAACUACUCCAGAAGUCAUAACCGUACAAACUGAAGCUCAUGCACAACAGGCGAUCGAUAAUGAACUUGAUUCUGAAGCAAAGCAACCAGAUAGGAUCAUCCCAAAAGGAGAAACUGGUCGUGUAGGGUUAGAGAAUGAAAAGUACCCAAGCAUUCUAUCAGAUUCUGUGACCACAACUUCACAAGACAAAACUGCUAUUGUAAUAGAACCUACUGCUGAAAUCCCUGAAGAAACUCUUGAUGAUGAAACCGCCACUGGGAAAGAAAGUGCACCUCUACCAACAGUAUGUACAGAGGAAUUCCAGAAUAAAGAAACUACACAAGAAGUACCGCCUGACCAAUCCACACUAGAAAUGAAUGUGACUGAAGUGGUGGCCUCGAUUUCUCCACCUGUCCCUGUGGAUCUUCAGUCUGGUCAUGAUGAAUUAUGCACAGAUGUUCCAAUUAAAAUUGACCAACCAACAGAUUUAAAUGGACACACGCAAGACAAACCGAAGCGUGCACCACCAGGUGAUACAUUUGAUGAAGCAACCAGUCAAGAUGUGGGAAAACCACUCUUUCAGAGAUUAAAAGAUAAGACGAAAGAAUUUUUCAGCUCAAAGUCUGAAAAUGUAGAGACUGACAGAUCAAUCCCAGCAGACACUGAUUCUAAAUCCAAUGCGGUCGGCUCAAUCAAAGCCACUAAAGAAGGUGAUAAGGAAACUACAGCACAUGUAAAAGAUAUAGAAACCACAGUAGAAAAACAAGUCACAGAUGCACUUGUUACAACCAAGACAAUUAUUGGCACUGAAUCUGAAAUGUUAGCAAGUGUCCAAACUGCUCAAAAACAAGAAAACAUUUGUGAACCAACAGAGACUCCAGAAUGUUUGAAAACUAGUUACAAAGAAGCUUUGCUGAUCACAAGCAUUCCAGUAGUCAGUCAUGAUGUAGAAAUCAGCAUCAAGUUGUCGAAUACGGAAAUGUUAGCAACAGAUGCGUCAGACACAUCACAUUCUGACGAAAAUAAAUUGGCUGCAGAUUCAUCAAAGGAUAUUGAUGAUUUGAAAAAAGAAUUCGAUGUUCAACCUUCAUCAUCUGGAGACAAACAAGACAUAUUGACGACGAUUAACGACCUUACAGUGGUAUCAGAAGAAGAGAUCAAAGAAGCAAAAUUGAGCACUAGUUUAGAAGGUGAAGCGGUUUUAAAAAGUCUGGAAGAAACUGGUGACAAAACGGUAAAAAUCAAAGGACAAAGCUGUUACCAAAUCGACUGAUGUCAUCACACUAUCCGGUGACAUUGAGACGAUAGAAGCAAUAACUGAAAAAGAUCAACAAAAGGAAAAUGACGUUGUAAUUGCACCAUCCGACACUGCGAGAGCAAAGCGACCAUUAAGUGAAGAAACAAAGGAUGCACAAGGUGACAAAGCUGAGACAAUUAAGAUCGUUGCAGCAAGUGCUCAAGACAUGCAACGAGUGGAGGAGAUCGGAGAAAGCAAGGAAACAAUUAAAGAACCAGAUGAAGCUGGAUUAACAGUAACGAAAGACACAGUUGAAGAGCUAGAAAUCUCAACAUACAUCCAACCUUCAACAACAAAGUCUGAAAAUGUAGAGACUGACAGAUCAAUCCCAGCAGAUACUGAUUCUCAAUCCAAUGAGGUCGACUCAAUCAAAGCCACUAAAGAAGGUGAUAAGGAAACUACAGCACCUGUAAAAGAUAUAGAAAGCGCAGUAGAAAAACAAGUCACAGAUGCACUUGUUACAACCAAGACAAUUAUUGGCACUGAAUCUGAAAUGUCAGCAAGUGUCCAAACUGCUCAAAAACAAGAAAACAUUUGUGAACCAACAGAGACUCCAGAAUGUUUGAAAACUAGUUCCAAAGAAGCUUUGCUGAUCACAAGCAUUCCUGAAGUCAGUCAUGAUGUAGAAAUCAGCAUCAAGUUUUCGAAUACGGACAUGUUAGCAACAGAUGCGUCAGACACAUCACAUUCUGAAGAAAAUAAAUUGGGUGCAGAUUCAUCAAAGGAUAUUGAUGAUUUGAAAAAAGAAUUCGAUGUUCAAACUCAAUCAUCUGGAAACAAACAAGACAUAUUGACGACGAUUAACGACCUUACAGUGGUAUCAGAAGAAGAGAUCAAAGAAGCAAAAUUGAGCACUAGUUUAGAAGGUGAAGCGGUUUUAAAAAGUCUGGAAGAAACUGGUGACAAAACGGUAAAAAUCAAAGGCAAAGCUGUUACCAAAUCGACUGAUGUCAUCACACUAUCCGGUGACAUUGAGACGAUAGAAGCAAUAACUGAAAAAGAUCAACAAAAGGAAAGUGACGUUGUAAUUGCACCAUCCGACACUGCGAGAGCAAAGCGACCAUUAAGUGAAGAAACAAAGGAUGCACAAGGUGACAAAGCUGAGACAAUUAAGAUCGUUGCAGAAAGUGCUCAAGACAUGCAACGAGUGGAGGAGAUCGGAGAAAGCAAGGAAACAAUUAAAGAUCCAGAUGAAGCUGGAUUAACAGUAACGAAAGACACAGCUGAAGAGCUAGAAAUCUCAACAUACAUCCAACCUUCAACUACUCCAGAAGUCAUAACCGUACAAACUGAAGCUCAUGCACAACAGGCGAUCGAUAAUGAACUUGAUUCUGAAGCAAAGCAACCAGAUAGCAUCCCAAAAGGAGAAACUGGUCGUGUAGGGUUAGAGAAUGAAAAGUACCCAAGCAUUCUAUCAGAUUCUGUGACCACAACUUCACAAGACAAAACUGCUAUUGUAAUAGAACCUACUGCUGAAAUCCCUGAAGAAACUCUUGAUGAUGAAACCGCCACUGGGAAAGAAAGUGCACCUCUACCAACAGUAUGUACAGAGGAAUUCCAGAAUAAAGAAACUACACAAGAAGUACCGCCUGACCAAUCCACACCAGAAAUGAAUGUGACUGAAGUGGUGGCCUCGAUUUCUCCACCUGUCCCUGUGGAUCGUCAGUCUGGUCAUGAUGAAUUAUGCACAGAUGUUCCAAUUAAAAUUGACCAACCAACAGAUUUAAAUGGACACACGCAAGACAAACCGAAGCGUGCACCACCAGGUGAUACAUUUGAUGAAGCAACCAGUCAAGAUGUGGGAAAACCACUCUUUCAGAGAUUAAAAGAGAAGACGAAAGAAUUUUUCAGCUCAAAGUCUGAAAAUGUAGAGACUGACAGAUCAAUCCCAGCAGACACUGAUUCUAAAUCCAAUGCGGUCGGCUCAAUCAAAGCCACUAAAGAAGGUGAUAAGGAAACUACAGCACAUGUAAAAGAUAUAGAAACCACAGUAGAAAAACAAGUCACAGAUGCACUUGUUACAACCAAGACAAUUAUUGGCACUGAAUCUGAAAUGUCAGCAAGUGUCCAAACUGCUCAAAAACAAGAAAACAUUUGUGAACCAACAGAGACUCCAGAAUGUUUGAAAACUAGUUCCAAAGAAGCUUUGCUGAUCACAAGCAUUCCAGUAGUCAGUCAUGAUGUCGAAAUCAGCAUCAAGUUGUCGAAUACGGAAAAGUUAGCAACAGAUGCGUCAGACACAUCACAUUCUGACGAAAAUAAAUUGGCUGCAGAUUCAUCAAAGCAUAUUGAUGAUUUGACAAAAGAAUUCGAUGUUCAACCUUCAUCAUCUGGAGACAAACAAGACAUAUUGACGACGAUUAACGACCUUACCGUGGUAUCAGAAGAAGAGAUCAAAGAAGCAAAAUUGAGCACUAGUUUAGAAGGUGAAGCGGUUUUAAAAAGGCUGGAAGAAACUGGUGACAAAACGGUAAAAAUCAAAGACAAAGCUGUUACCAAAUCGACUGAUGUCAUCACGCUAUCCGGUGACAGUGAGACGAUAGAAGCAAUAACUGAAAAAGAUCAACAAAAGGAAAGUGACGUUGUAAUUGCACCAUCCGACACUGCGAGUGCAAAGCGUCCAUUAAGUGAAGAAACAAAGGAUGCACAAGGUGACAAAGCUGAGACAACUAAGAUCAUUGCAGCAAGUGCUCAAGACAUGCAACGAGUGGAGGAGAUCGGAGAAAGUAAGGAAACAAUUAAAGAACCAGAUGAAGCUGGAUUAACAGUAACGAAAGACACAGUUGAAGAGCUAGAAAUCUCAACAUACAUCCAACCUUCAACAACAAAGUCUGAAAAUGUAGAGACUGACAGAUCAAUCCCAGCAGAUACUGAUUCUCAAUCCAAUGAGGUCGACUCAAUCAAAGCCACUAAAGAAGGUGAUAAGGAAACUACAGCACCUGUAAAAGAUAUAGAAAGCGCAGUAGAAAAACAAGUCACAGAUGCACUUGUUACAACCGAGACAAUUAUUGGCACUGAAUCUGAAAUGUCAGCAAGUGUCCAAACUGCUCAAAAACAAGAAAACAUUUGUGAACCAACAGAGACUCCAGAAUGUUUGAAAACUAGUUCCAAAGAAGCUUUGCUGAUCACAAGCAUUCCUGAAGUCAGUCAUGAUGUAGAAAUCAGCAUAAAGUUGUCGAAUACGGACAUGUUAGCAACAGAUGCGUCAGACACAUCACAUUCUGAAGAAAAUAAAUUGGGUGCAGAUUCAUCAAAGGAUAUUGAUGAUUUGAAAAAAGAAUUCGAUGUUCAAACUCAAUCAUCUGGAGACAAACAAGACAUAUUGACGACGAUUAACGACCUUACAGUGGUAUCAGAAGAAGAGAUCAAAGAAGCAAAAUUGAGCACUAGUUUAGAAGGUGAAGCGGUUUUAAAAAGUCUGGAAGAAACUGGUGACAAAACGGUAAAAAUCAAAGGCAAAGCUGUUACCAAAUCGACUGAUGUCAUCACACUAUCCGGUGACAUUGAGACGAUAGAAGCAAUAACUGAAAAAGAUCAACAAAAGGAAAAUGACGUUGUAAUUGCACCAUCCGACACUGCGAGAGCAAAGCGACCAUUAAGUGAAGAAACAAAGGAUGCACAAGGUGACAAAGCUGAGACAAUUAAGAUCGUUGCAGCAAGUGCUCAAGACAUGCAACGAGUGGAGGAGAUCGGAGAAAGCAAGGAAACAAUUAAAGAACCAGAUGAAGCUGGAUUAACAGUAACGAAAGACACAGUUGAAGAGCUAGAAAUCUCAACAUACAUCCAACCUUCAACAACAAAGUCUGAAAAUGUAGAGACUGACAGAUCAAUCCCAGCAGAUACUGAUUCUCAAUCCAAUGAGGUCGACUCAAUCAAAGCCAGUAAAGAAGGUGAUAAGGAAACUACAGCACC